AUGGUGGGCUCCCUCUCCCCGGCCGCCAACUCCACCCGCUUCUUGUACGUGUACGACACCGUGAUGCACGGCUUCGCCGCCGAGCUCACCGUCGACGAGGCCCGGCGCCUGUCGAACACUCCGGGCGUGACCGGGGUGUUCAAGGACAAGGCGGUCCAUCUGCACACUACCAGGUCCCCGGCCUUCCUCGUCCUCGACAAGGACUCUGGCAUCUGGCCGGACACGGACUUCGUCGACGGCAUCAUCAUUGGCUUCGUCGACAGCGGCAUCUGGCCGGAAAGCCCCAGCUUCAACGACAUCGGGCUCACCCCCGUCCGGCCGAGCUGGAAGGGCUGGUGCGCCGACGGCGAGCGGUUCAACGCUAGCAUGUGCAACAACAAGCUAGUGGGCGCCAGGACCUUCACCGCCGGCGCCGGCACGCACACGGAAUGGUUGCCGGGAAGAAACGAGGCCCACGAUUUCCAGUCCCCAAGGGACAAGGACGGGCACGGCACACACGUGGCAUCGACGGCCGCCGGCUCCGAGGUUCCCGGCGCCAACCUCUUCGAGUUCGCGAGCGGGACAGAGAGGGGGGUGGCUCCCAAGGCGAGGGUGGCCAUGUACAAGGCGUGCGGACCGAUGGGCUUCUGCAGCAUGUCGGGCAUCGCCGCGGCGGUCGACGCCGCCGUUAAAGAUGGCGUCGACGUCCUGUCCUUGUCCUUUGGGAGCCAGGACCACGACUUCUACAAGGAACCCAUGUCCACCGCCUUGUUUGGGGCCGUGCGUGCGGGCGUCUUCGUCGCCUGCUCGGCCGGCCCGGACGCAUCCUCGCUGAGAAACGUGGCGCCGUGGAUCACGACGGUCGGCGCCGCCACCAUGGACUGGGUGUUCCCGGCGAGCGACACGCUCGGGAACGGCCAGGUUCUGACCGGGCAGUCUCUCUACGACGUCACGGCCAACCGAACAGACUUCGUCCGGCUGUUGCCCAGCGCCUGCACAGCCAAGGACCUGGUGCCGGACAGGAUCAUGGGCAAGAUCGUCGUGUGCGCUGGCGAUUUGGGCGCUGAUGCAUCAUUCGGCGCUGCGGUGCAGAAGGCCGGUGGCAGCGGGCUAGUCUCCGUCGCCACCCAGGAUUGGCGUAUGGAGGGGCUCGUAGUCCAGGCGUUCACCCUUCCUGCUGUCAGCCUCAGCGCCCGUGAAGCCGAGAAGCUGGCGGCGGACGUCCGCUCGUAG
Miscanthus lutarioriparius is the source of this 1212-nucleotide messenger RNA. The record is from the annotation of a GenBank genome assembly. NCBI's taxonomy places the organism in Eukaryota, Viridiplantae, Streptophyta, Magnoliopsida, Poales, Poaceae.